GAUGCUUUUUAGUCAUAGGUGCAUUUGAUGUUUCCGGGUUAAAGACAUAUAGCCUAAACCUACAAACCCUUUGCAAACAAUUCACGUGCGUGCGAUUAGGGUCACUUUGAGGUGCGCCUUUUUAUUUAACCAAGCUCAUUGGUUGCUUUAAUCAUUCGCUCAUUCGCAGUAUCAUAAAGUCGUUUAUAAUCUUGAAUGAAAAUCAUGAUGUUGCAGUUGGAUCUUCAUACAAAUAGGGUGGCUGACAAUGUUUCUAGCUUUAAGGCCUCAGACACCGUCAUACAGUUAUCAAACAACCAUAUACCCAAACCUGAUCCGAAUGACCUGGUGUUUGGGACGGUGUUCACUGACCACAUGCUCACCAUUGAGUGGAGUCUUAAAGAUGGCUGGCAGAAGCCACGCAUCCAGCCGUUCGGGAAUCUGUCCCUACACCCAGCUUGUUGUGGCCUGCAUUACGCUAUACAGCUUUUCGAGGGGAUGAAGGCGUACCGGGGGCCAGACAAUGAAGUGCGUCUUUUCAGACCCAUGCUGAACCUAAAGCGGAUGCUGAAGUCUGCCCAACGGUCCUGUUUGCCCAGUUUUGAUGAUGUGGAGUUGCUGGAGUGUAUCAGGAAGUUGGUGGAGCUUGAUCAGGACUGGGUCCCACAGUCAGACUCUGCCAGUCUGUACAUCCGGCCCACUUUCGUUGGAACAGAGCCUACACUUGGAGUAAAGAAGCCGUCCCGUGCACUCCUGUUUGUUAUUCUCAGCCCUGUUGGCUCAUACUUCAGUACUGGAGUCAAACCAACGUCUUUGUGGGCAGAUUCAAAAUUCAUCAGAGCCUGGAAAGGAGGAACGGGUGACUGCAAAAUGGGCGGGAACUAUGGGGCGUCUAUCUACCCCCAGUACGAGGCAGUGGGGUACGGCUGUCAGCAGGUUCUGUGGCUGUAUGGGGACGAUCAUCAGAUCACUGAGGCCGGAACCAUGAACAUUUUCCUCCACUGGAUCAAUGAGAAUGGGGAGGAGGAGCUGGCAACACCACCUCUAGAUGGAAUUAUCCUGCCCGGCAUUACACGCCAAAGCAUUCUGGAACUUGCUCGCGAAUGGGGUGAGUUUAAUGUGUCAGAGCGGUAUCUGACCAUGGCUGACCUGCGGCGGGCUCUGGAGGAAAGUCGGGUCAAGGAGAUGUUUGGUUCUGGAACAGCUUGUAUUGUUAGUCCAGUUGGCAGGAUUCUGUAUCAGGGAGAGAAUCUUCCUAUUCCAUGUAAGGAAAACUUACCUCCUCUUGCCUGCAGACUAAUGAAGGAGCUCACAGAUAUUCAGUAUGGCCGGACUCCCAGCGAUUGGUCUUUCAUUGUAUAAAGAAACCUUCCUGUUGUUGACACACCUGGGGUUGUGGUCACACACACACGCUCCUCAACAUAUGUUACCAAACACGCACAUUCCACUAAAAGGCUAAGACUAUAUGGAAUAAUUUCCUUGUAAUGUUGCAAUUUUUUGUUUGUAAAAAGUUUACCAGCGGAAACAAAAGCUAAUCUAGUAAUAAUACGUCAGUGUUUGGGCUGAUUUACUUAGAUCAGUGUCUUCUUGAUCGCCAUUGUUACAGUAGAUUUUAUUUAUAUCACCUGUAACUGGUAGCCAAGUGUAUAGCAAUUAUUCCAUCAGAAACUUUAUCACCAGCUAUUUUCCUUGUUGUUAUCUUGCUCCACUGUAUAUUUAGAUUGUAUUUUAAGUGGACCUGUUCUUGAUCACUUGAUGUUGUUGAUAAUAUGCAAUUAACUAUAUUGCACUCGUUUAAACUACUGAACGAUCGUUAUCUUUGAGAUCUUUUUAGAUAUUUAAAAGUAGUGCGUUUUUUGAUAGAUCUAGAGUAUUUUUCCAAGACAUGAAAUGUAUAAUCAUAGCUAAUAACAGGAUAACACAGCAAAGCUCCAUUAAUGUUACAAGCACAAGUGAUUUUGCAUUUGAUGUGAAAGGGAACGUAUAAUGAACAUCAUGUUUGGUGGUAGAUGUUUUUGUCAUCCAGCUCUUCAUACCACACUCUUAAAAAAUGUUGCUCUUUUAAUGCUAUAUAGCACCCGUGUCAUUCCUGGAAUGUAAAUUAAGCAGUUAAAAAGCACAAAUAUGAUUCAAUUAUGCACACAAAGUGGAGAACAUAUGUUUUAUAAAUUGCAGAGUAUUUUAGUGAAAUGAGCUUUUGUGGUGUAAUACCCGAAAUAAAUAAAAAAUAAUGUAUGUAUCAUA
This is a messenger RNA of Triplophysa dalaica, 2223 nucleotides long. It is a transcript of the gene bcat1, whose product is annotated as branched chain amino-acid transaminase 1, cytosolic. NCBI's taxonomy places the organism in Eukaryota, Metazoa, Chordata, Actinopteri, Cypriniformes, Nemacheilidae. Gene Ontology annotation, biological process: L-valine biosynthetic process; L-leucine biosynthetic process. The transcript has 11 exons. Bases 196 to 1341 code for a protein of 381 amino acids. Gene Ontology annotation, molecular function: branched-chain-amino-acid:2-oxoglutarate transaminase activity. Gene Ontology annotation, cellular component: mitochondrion. The record is from RefSeq and is a predicted model, not a curated record.